Molecule: messenger RNA, 3378 nt
Organism: Corythoichthys intestinalis (scribbled pipefish)
Lineage: Eukaryota; Metazoa; Chordata; Actinopteri; Syngnathiformes; Syngnathidae
Gene: mier1b
Product: mesoderm induction early response 1b, transcriptional regulator
Exons: 13
Coding region: 113-1636 (507 amino acids)
Biological process (GO): negative regulation of transcription by RNA polymerase II
Cellular component (GO): nucleoplasm
Molecular function (GO): histone deacetylase binding; transcription corepressor activity
Source: RefSeq, a predicted model, not a curated record
GGGUCGGACUCGCACCUCGCUCGUCAGUCGUUGACGGUUCUGUUGGGUUCUGGAGUUCAGGUGGGCGGGGUUUUCCAUCCGGGUACUGGCGUGACCCUGCAGGAGAGCAAACAUGGCGGAGUCCUCCCUUGGGAAUUCAAGCCCAGGAGGCUCAGGGGGUUCCGUCGACCGUGACUUUGAUCCAUCGGCGGACAUGCUCGUCCACGAUUUUGAUGACGAACGCACAAUGGAAGAGGAGGAAAUGCUGGAAGCAACCGAUGAAGCCAACGCUAAUGAGAUUGAAGAUCUUGCACGUGAAGGAGAAAUGCCCAUCCACGAACUCCUGAGUCUCUAUGGUUAUGGCGGCGCGUCGCCUGCAGACGAGGACGAUGAGGAGGACGAAGAAGAGGACGAAGAAGAGGACGAGGAUGACGAGAUGGACAAUGACGAAAGCAGCAGAGGCACUGGCGAGCUCAAAAGAAAUGCAGAUGAAGAAGUCGUAAAGAACUCUGCGACGCAGGAGGACGAGGCCCCGCAGACCGCCGAUGGCCAUGCGCGUUCUGUACGAGUUCUCGGCACGUCGGAACUUAUUCGGCCGCAGAAACACAAGUACUUUGAAAGUAAUAACGAUGCAGAGGAAGAGUCAGAGGAAGAUGAGGAUUAUGUUCCAUCUGAAGACUGGAAAAAGGAAAUCAUGGUGGGGUCUAUGUACCAAGCAGAAACGCCCACUGGCCUGUGUAAAUAUAAAGAUAAUGAAAAAGUUUAUGAAAAUGACGACCAACUGUUAUGGAACCCCGAGUGUGUACCUGAAAACAAAGUAGUGGCAUUCUUGAUAGAGGCAUCAAGACGUACAGGAGAGGAGAAGGGAGUCGACGCCAUCCCUGAAGGUUCCCACAUCAAGGACAAUGAGCAGGCAUUAUAUGAACUCGUGAAAUGUGACUUUGACACAGAAGAAGCUUUAAGAAGACUUAGGUUUAAUGUAAAAGCAGCCAGAGAGGAGCUUUCAGUCUGGACUGAAGAGGAAUGUAGAAAUUUUGAACAAGGACUAAAAUCCUAUGGAAAAGACUUUCAUUUAAUACAGGCCAACAAGGUGAGAACUAGGUCUGUAGGAGAAUGUGUGGCCUUUUAUUACAUGUGGAAGAAGUCUGAGCGUUAUGAUUUCUUUGCACAGCAAACCAGACUUGGAAAAAGGAAAUACAACCUUCACCCUGGUGUCACAGACUACAUGGACAGGUUACUAGACGAAACGGAGAGCGUUGCCUCCAGCAGGGCGGCGUCGCCCCCUCCCACCACGUCCAGCAGCAGUGCCAGCCACUCGGAGAGGGAAGAUAGCAGCGGUCACAAUGGUAUCGCAGGCCACAUUCCCAGUCAUCUAGGAGAUGGCGCCCAUAGUGUCCAAGAGAACCAAGUAAAACGGGAGCCCGUUCAGUCGAACGGACCGUCAGGCGACGGUCCCCUUCACCCUUCGGGCAACAACUCCAACGGAUGCAUCCACCCCGGCUCGCCCAGUCACGAGCAAAACGGCUCCCCCGACGCUCAAGCAGACCAAAGAGACACGGCCGUGGCGGCGCAGGACAAGCCGGCCAAGAGGUUCAAGAUGGAGCCAGAGCUUUCGGUCCCGAGCCAAUUGGAACCUACCAGAACGCAGGAGAACUGAAGAGUCCUCCGUCAUGUUGUGAGGACGCUGACUUUCUUGGCGGGAAAUGGGUCAGCGAGGUCUCUGUGACCGCCAGUGGGACGAGUUGACCAAAAAAAAAAACCCGCCGUCGAUCCUCCAGCAACGGCAAGAUUCCGACCCGUCUGGUCUCUCGAGCGCACCCAUGUAGCUCUGAACUCGACUGACUGACAGCAUUUUGCCAAGAAUAUCUUUUCUAUCUGUACUCAAAAACAAUUCCCAUUAAUAUUUUUUUACACAAGAUAUUUAUAUUUUUUAACAAAAGUCUAUGAUGGGUAUUUGCUUUUCAAGCCAUUUGAACAUUUGUGAACAGCAAAGAGUUUUGAAUGACGUCGCGCCGAUGUUGCCGGCUACGUCGCGAGUUCACUUUAGUUGCACUUUCAUUGUACAUUUCUGUGGUUGUCAAGAAGCAGCAGCAGAAUGACAUAACUCACUCAGAAAUAAACCACCGCAGGUUUGUUUGUGUCAAGCCGCUGACAUCAGUGAUGUCCUGUAUUGUUAAUGCAUUUUGGGAUCUUUAGAAUCUGCUUCCUCGCUUUAAUUUUUCCUUUUACCCGUCAGAAUGUCAGUGAUUUUUAAGCUUUGUAUAGAUUUCCUACAUCCGUUGGUACAUUCUUAAGUCUGUUCUUAGGUUCAUGAGCGUAUUGCUUGUGUUGCUCUGAAAUAUACAUAAUGUAAUAGAAGUAGCCGUUCCAAUUUGACUGAGUUCAUUUAAAGCAGUCUUUUGUUCUAAAGUUGCUAUGUUUGACUUUACACAGCAGGUUGAUUUGAGCGGGUGCUAUCCUCCAUCCACGCCGCUAAUUCAGUGAAGUUGCCUUGAAAUCACUUCGUUUCUAUCUACACUCCUGACUUAAUGGUCAUUUCUUCACAGAGCACAUCGAUGCAGCUAGUCCCAUUUUUGAGUGAUGUUUGGCUUUCUCCCUCUGUAAAUGACACCUGAAUAAAAACAACUGCUUACUAGACAAUUGGGUAUAUUUGAGAAAGCUCUUUCAAAUAAAACAAUCACAUGCGGAAUAAGUGGUUUACCCUAUUAGGGACAGUGCAAGGUUUUCUUUAAAAAUAAUUACAAUGAAAUGAACAUUUACCCCGUAUGGGUUAAAAAAAAAAAGUCCAAUCAUCAAUGGAAGGCACUAAAGAUGGAAACACUGAUGGGCGUCUUCCAAUGUGGGUCUUGAGAUUCACGCCUUUUCUGUUUGAAAUAUGGAAAUGUUUCAAGUUGGCAUUCAAAACCAUCUAAAUGAAGCAUUUAAAUUGAACACUGAAAACUUACUUGUUUGCACCUCUGUGAAUGUGAUGAAAGAGUACACAAGGCUGCCUACAAUACUUUUGGGACACAAAGGGGACAUUUUCUCAAUGACAAUUUCAACCUUUUACAUUUGUUUUACCAGUAUUGCUUGACAGUAUUUGUAAAUACUGUAAUACUAUUGCAAAACUUGCGAAAAUGUGUUGAUUAUGGAUUGGACAUACAUUCCAGAAGAGGAGGACAUUUGGGCUUCAAAAUUCUUAUUUUCAGAUACAUACACUGCUGGCCAAAAGUAUUGGCACCCCUGCAAUUUUGUCAGAUAACGCUCAAUUUCUCCCAGAAAAGGAUUGCAAUUACAAAUGAUUUGGUAGUAAGAUCAUUUACUUUGCUUUCAAUGAAAAAACACAAAAGAGAAUGGGGGAAAAAAAUGAAAUCAUCAUUUUACACAAAACUCCAAAAACGGGCUGGACAAAUGUAUUGG